Molecule: messenger RNA, 1065 nt
Organism: Cuscuta europaea
Lineage: Eukaryota; Viridiplantae; Streptophyta; Magnoliopsida; Solanales; Convolvulaceae
Source: the annotation of a GenBank genome assembly
UCAAUGUUAAAAAUGGUGGAGGAAAAAUUCUGAUAGGGGGUCUAAUUACCCACAUUGCCACACUAUAUGGUUUUGUAUGCAAUGGUGCACAAAACCACAAGACCCUUCUUGGCCUUCAGUUUUUAAAGAAUGCUGGCGAUGUGUCUCUUUCACACAUAUAACAUGAUGGCCUAGAAAUCUACAAUUGGCACAUCAAACCCGGCCAAGAACUAUACUACCCCUUCCCUUCCGAAAACCUCUCGCUUAACAUCAUCGAUCACCAAAUCGGUAUUGGACACCACUAUUGUAUGCCCGGGGGAAUUCCACCACAUUUUGCACCCCCAGAAAAUGAGGCGGGGGAGAAUGAAACCGCCAAUGAACAGCCUGCACUUGAAGCACCACCCAUCAUUCCUGAACAACAUCGCCCACAAUCCCAUGCUCAUCAAUACUCUCCAUUUGAGCAAGAAAUGCUAAACAACAUGAAUGCUCUUAACCUCAAUUACACCCAACUUCGGGAGGAAGUCGGGUUGUACAGAAAUGAGCAAACGCAUAGCUUCGAGAGGAUUGAAGAACCAAGGCGAGAAGAUUGGUGCCAAUAUGAAGAGGACCAAAGGAGGACUUUUGGGCCUAUCUACUCCUAUAUCGCACAUCAGGGGAACUUCAACUCUAUGACCACUCCUCCUCUGGCACCUUCAUGGUAUAACCCCACUGAAUGGGGUUAUUUCGGUGGCUCGACCUCUAGUGGUGGAGGCGGGGAAGAUGGAUACAACGGUGAUCAUAUGGACGAGGAUACACACUAUAGGGGCUAUGGAGGAUUUUUCGAUGGCGGAGAUGCGGGCGAGCACUAGGGACUGUGCCACGGACUAGUGGUGGGGGAGAUCUUCCCGGAUCCUAAGGGUGAUGACUGAAGAAGGCUCAUUGCAUAAGAAAUUGGAAUGGAAGACCCCUUGAUGUGGCCUUUUUUAUGUUACAGGGGAUACUGUGUAAUUAAUUUUUGUUCAACAAACUUUGUGAUGGUUGGGGUGAUGAACUUAUCAUUUAUGGAUUUCUUGGAUUACAUUUACUCGAGAUGAGUAAAGAUUCAAG